UGCUAUUAAAGCACCUAUGUUAGCUUAUAGUCAUGAAGCACUUGGCUCUCCUGAAAAUACUACCCAUCAUUCUUUUGAUAUACAUAAUAAACAACCUGGUUUCUUUAAAGAUACUAUUAUUUUAUCUAAAAGUGUUAGAGCAACUGAGCUUGAUUUAGAAGAAGGGAAAGUAUUAGAAAAAUCACUAUAUAAAGCCCCCACCUUGACUUAUUUGAAUCAUGGCUUAUACCCACCUCAAACUCAUUAUUCCUUUAAUGUAAAUAGGCUAGCCAAUCCUUCCAAUAAUAAUUUAUAUAAAAACAUUAAAAUGAAUGAAUCUACUUCUUUAAGUAAUAUAAAUGAAACUGGUUUUUUUGUAAGUAGUAAUUUACCUAAUAGCACUAAUUUAAACCCAUAUCAGGCUUAUUGGUCUGUAAAUAAUACAUUUGAAAGUACUGUUACCAAAGAACAUUGUGCUAGUAAACCAGAUUUUAUAAAUACUUGUAUUGAAGAUAAUUAUGUUUCUCAACAAAUUCAUCUUAAUUCACUUUUAUAUAAUAUAUUAUAUGAUAGUAUUAAAGAAGCUUGA
Molecule: messenger RNA, 568 nt
Organism: Dentiscutata erythropus
Lineage: Eukaryota; Fungi; Glomeromycota; Glomeromycetes; Diversisporales; Gigasporaceae
Source: the annotation of a GenBank genome assembly